AUAAGACUAAGUGCACACAUUGGCCUUCAUGGGACUUACUGUGUUUCCUGUUGGACAAUAAAAGAUGAAAUGGCAUCAGAGACUGGUGAAGGAUCUGUCUUACAUCACACGUUAGUGAAAUCGAGCUCGUGAAAGCGCCGCGCUCUGCCGUUUACUACAAAGUGUCCAUUGAAUACCAAUACAGCACAUCGGCAGAGGAUCCUGCAUGCUGUUUCCUGUAGGUUCUGCCUUCAGUAGACAUUAAAAGGCACAAUGGAGAAUAAAACAAUGCUCUGGCCAUGCAACCUGACCGCUCCGGAUUACAACCAAACCGACUGCACGUCUCCAGCGUGGAUGCUCUACCCUGACUUCUACAUCUGGCUGCCGGUUAUUUACUCGGUCAUCUGCGCUGUGGGGCUCACGGGCAACACCGCUGUCAUUUACGUGAUUCUGAAGGCGCCUAAAAUGAAAACCGUCACCAACUUGUUCAUUUUGAAUUUGGCCAUCGCUGACGACCUUUUCACACUGGUGCUGCCCAUCAAUAUAGCCGAGCACCUGUUAAACUACUGGCCGUUUGGAGAGAUUCUAUGCAAACUGAUUCUGUCCGUAGAUCACUACAACAUCUUCUCCAGCAUAUUUUUCCUAACCGUGAUGAGUGUGGACCGCUAUCUGGUCGUGGUGUCCACGUUGCGCUCCAAACGGAUGCCCCACCGGACCUACAGGUUAGCCAAAACGGUCAGCCUGAGCAUCUGGGCUCUGGUCAUUCUCAUCGUGAUGCCCUUCACCGUUUUUGCCGGCGUUUACGUGAGUCCCGACGACAAGGAGAGCCGGAAGAGCUGCGUUUUGAGUUUCCCGAGCCCUGAGAGUUUCUGGUUCAAAGCCAGUCGGAUCUACACGCUGGUCAUCGGUUUUGUCGUCCCGGUUUCAACCAUAUGCAUCCUUUAUAGCGUGAUGCUCUACAAGCUGAGACGCACGCGCAUCAACUUAAACGGAAAGGCGUUGGACAAAGCCAAGAAACGAGUCACGAUGAUGGUCUUCGUGGUUCUUGCCGUUUGCUUGUUUUGCUGGACACCCUUCCACCUGAGCACGGUGGUCGCCCUCACCUCAGACUUGCCCACCACUCCUCUGGUCAUAGGUAUAUCUUAUUUUAUCACGGGACUGAGUUACGCCAAUUCGUGUCUCAAUCCGUUCCUGUACGCGUUCUUAGACGAUAGUUUCAGGAAGGCGUUUAAGAAAAUGCUGGAGUGCUGAAUCAAUUCCACACAAAUCGACCAACGAGGUUCGAUUUGAACAGCAUCAAAUCAUAAAAGUGUUCAUUUGAACUCAAAAAGGCAUGGCGCACUUUAAAACAACCAGCUUGGCUCAUCAAGUGUCUAAUUUCAUGCACUGUAAAACGUUUAGUUUCGACACAGUUUUUCUUAUCAGCAUUUAAAUUUGAAGUGGUGCAGAAGAGUAGCCUAAUGAAUGUAUCGCUGUUCUGUGUAGCUUUAGUACCAUUUUGAUUUUAGCACAAUAAAAAAAUACUGUAUGCUACGAAUUUCAUUAACACUCAUUCAUUAACAGAUUUCUAAAUUAGCUAACACUUUAUUUUAAGGUGUCUUUGUUACACGUUCCAUGUACUUAUUAUAAUAACAAUAAACGAAAACCUAAUCCUAACCUAUAUAGUAAUUACAUGCAUUUAAAAUGACUCAGUAAUGUAUAAUUACACUGUAAAUAAAGUGAAACCAAAUCUUGUUUUAAAGUGUAAAUGAUUAUUUAUGUACAAAGCAUGAUUACUUGUGUAAAUAUUUGACUAUAUUUAUUUAUUAUGCUAUGUGGUUUGGGAGUGCUUUACGUAUAGGCUAAGCUUAAAAGUGAAACUCUG
This is a messenger RNA of Puntigrus tetrazona (Sumatra barb), 1843 nucleotides long. Its product is annotated as neuropeptides B/W receptor type 1. Gene Ontology annotation, biological process: neuropeptide signaling pathway. Gene Ontology annotation, cellular component: neuron projection; membrane. Bases 253 to 1230 code for a protein of 325 amino acids. Lineage: Eukaryota; Metazoa; Chordata; Actinopteri; Cypriniformes; Cyprinidae. The record is from RefSeq and is a predicted model, not a curated record. Gene Ontology annotation, molecular function: neuropeptide receptor activity; neuropeptide binding. The transcript has 2 exons.